CAUUCCCAUUUCCAUUAAUCUUACCAAAGGCCCCUUAGGCUUUUAGCUACCCGGUGAUUGCCGGGCCAAACAGACCCGUCUAGUAUACAUUUCAGUGGUUGCAUUGUUUUCCCUCCAAAAAACAUAACCCCUGUAACAGAGGAGAGAGAGGCGAAAAUGGCGUCCACCUCUGCUCGUGGUGGCGUAGGAGCUGCUGUGCGAAUAAAAAACACUACUGAAACCCUCGCCUCCGAUAACCAACCACUUAUUGGCGAUAUUCGGAAAACAUUAACAACGAUGAGGGAAAUUGCGGUUGAAAUGGAGAAACUCGAUCGACCUCAAGAGGUGAGAGAGCUUGAAAAUGGCGUUGUAGAAUUAUUGGCCACUUACGAAGAGUGCAUGAAUUUUUCCCAUGUGAUGCAAUCUGUUGGGAGCAAUUACCAACCUGGUCCGGAGUUAACCGACUUCCAAAAGUUGUUUGCUGCCGAAGUUACUAGGCUUAAGUGUAGUUCCUCUUCAAAUCGUCAGACUGGUGCUAUGCUACGACAAUUUAGGGAAGCUGUUUGGAAUGUUCACCAUGCCGGUCAGCCAAUGCCUGGUGAAGAACAAGAAGACAUCGUGAUGACCAGUACUCAAAUUGGCAUUUCAAAUACAGUUUGCCCAAUAUCUGGGAAGUCAAUCACCCAAUUGGAAGAGCCAGUUCGCAGUAUGGACUGCAAGCAUAUCUAUGACAAAAAAGCAAUUCUGCAUUUUAUUAAGAAUAAUCCAACGAAAAAAUGCCCUGUAGCAGGCUGUCCCAAACAAUUGCUGGCUCAUAGAGUGGUGUGUGACCCUCUGUUACCUGUGGAAAUUGAGGAGCUGCGUUCAUCAAAUAUAAAUACUAUUGAGCCCGAAGCUAUAGAAGACUUCACUGGACUUGACGACGAAGACUGAGAAGUGAGAACUGACAAGCGAUGAAAGCUGUAUAUAAAUUAUCAAGCUUACACCAUUAUGUUUCUAUGUGUUGCUUACCUGUUUGAAAUACUAUGUAGGUACCUUUUGCAAUGUCAAGUGACCUUAGAUAGCUGUAUUAUAUGCUUAUUGCAAUUGCUCUGACCUGUUCUUUUCUGAUCAUCCUAAAAUUAUGUCUAACAGAUCUUAUUUUGCUGUGAGUAUUCAGUAAAGAUGAUGAUUUUCUGGAAA
Spinacia oleracea (spinach) is the source of this 1161-nucleotide messenger RNA. RefSeq names its product E3 SUMO-protein ligase MMS21. Gene Ontology annotation, molecular function: zinc ion binding; SUMO ligase activity. The transcript is spliced from 7 exons. Gene Ontology annotation, cellular component: Smc5-Smc6 complex; nucleus. Lineage: Eukaryota; Viridiplantae; Streptophyta; Magnoliopsida; Caryophyllales; Amaranthaceae. The record is from RefSeq and is a predicted model, not a curated record. Bases 157 to 912 code for a protein of 251 amino acids. Gene Ontology annotation, biological process: protein sumoylation; double-strand break repair via homologous recombination.